This is a messenger RNA of Brugia malayi, 1638 nucleotides long. RefSeq names its product Matrixin family protein. Gene Ontology annotation, cellular component: extracellular matrix. The transcript is spliced from 10 exons. Bases 1 to 1638 code for a protein of 545 amino acids. Gene Ontology annotation, molecular function: zinc ion binding; metalloendopeptidase activity. The record is from RefSeq and is a predicted model, not a curated record. Lineage: Eukaryota; Metazoa; Nematoda; Chromadorea; Rhabditida; Onchocercidae. Gene Ontology annotation, biological process: proteolysis.
AUGAUUUCAAACAUGAUUUUGCUGACAUAUCCAUUAUAUUCAAUUAUCUCUGUGGUGAUAGCUUACAAUAAACAUGAGAUUGAAUAUUUGCAAGAAUUUGGUUAUUUGCCCAAACCAACGCAAGAUGUUGCGGCAAUGUUUAGCGAAACAAUGAUAGAAGAAGCAAUCCGAGAAUUGCAAUUGUAUGGAAAUAUACCAGUCACUGGGAAAUUUGAUACUGCUACUGAAGAAUUACUGUCUAGGAAAAGAUGUGGCUUGAGUGAUCGUCCAAUUCAAGUACUUCGUGAAAAACGAUUUGCUUUAAUGGGACCAAAAUGGACUAAACAAAUUAUCACUUACAGUGUGGAUAAUCCGUCACGAAGUAUUCCUAAUUUGGGUGCAAUACGACGUGAGAUAAAUGAGGCAAUUAAUAGCUGGCAACAUAUACUUCCGAUGCAAUUUUAUGAGGUACGACCGGAAGCAGAAGCUGAUGUAAAGAUACGUUUCGCAGUAGGAGAUCACGGUGAUCCGUAUCGUUUCGACGGAAAUGGUAGAAUUCUGGCACAUGCAUUUCCACCCGGUGAAGGAAUUGGUGGAGACAUUCAUUUGGACGAUGACGAACGCUGGACUGUUGCACUUACGGGCGAUCCUUAUAGGCAGCAAGUGAGUCUUCGUUCGAUUGUAAUGCACGAAUUUGGACAUAGCAUCGGUCUAUCGCAUUCACAUCAAGAAGACAGCAUUAUGUAUGCCUUCUACCAGUACGACUUAACGCCAAAGUUGUCCUACGAUGACUUAUUAGCAGUUCGGACUCUUUAUGGCGGCCGUGAUUAUCAUCCAGAAAAACCAACUGUUGCUCCUCAACCACAUUCAUCCACUACUGAACGGCCAUCAUUAUUGCCAGAAGGACCUGAGCGACCCACAGAUCGGUUUCCAACAAUUCAUCCAGAGUUACCUGUGCCAGAACCUGACCCGUGCAAAUCCGAAUACGAUGCCGUCGCUUCCAUACGACAAGAAAUUUUCGUUUUUAAAGACAGAUGGUUUUGGCGGAUACGACAAGAUGGUACACUAAGUCAAAGUCCACGUCAUAUCAAUACACUAUGGAGAGAAGUGUCAUGGCCUAUAGAUGCAGCAGUGGAGAGUGAUCAUCAAAUAUAUCUGUUCGCAGGUAAAGAUAUUUAUAUAUUCAAUGGUCAACACCUAAUUUCGAAGAAAUUACUCACCGACUUGGGUCUACCGGCUAGCAUUGAACAUAUUCGACUUGUUUACACGUGGAACUACUGGACCGAGCGGCCGAUGUACAUCUGGACCAAAGAUGAAUUCUGGAGAGUUGAUAAGAAAACUGAAAGGGUAGAAAUAGGUUAUCCACGAAAGAUCGCAACAACAUGGCAUGGUAUUCCAGAGGAAGCUAGUGCAGCUGUUACAUAUAACAAUGACUUAUACUUUUUCAAUGGUAAAGCAGCCUACAAAUUCCAUACCAUUAAUAUGACAGCAGCAUCACCAAUUAAUGCCUCGCAAUUGUGGUACUUCUGCCCAGUAGCAAUGAAAAUCUCAAGUAAUGGAAAUGCAGCACAUAUCUCAUCCUUAUCUAACUUUAUUGUUAUUGUUGUUAUUACUACUAUUUUUUCCUUUGAACACAAGUGGCCAAUCAUUUUACAAUAG